AUGGCAGAGGCAAUUAAUAUUGAUCCUAAUGAAGAUCUUCAUUCUGGAAAGGAAUAUGAGACAAUGGAACAAGGUUCUAUAUCAAAUGUUCAGGUUGAACUUAUAUCAAGAUUUUUAUCGGAGUGUCCGCAAGCAGCUUUAAAUGUACACAAGUACCUGCAGAAAAAUUAUUCAAAAUCAAAUCAGCAACAACAACAACUCAUGCAACCAGUGAAUUCAACACCGAAACGUGGUCAUCCACUAGAUGAAAGCGGAGGUUCGAUCAGCAACGGAAGAGGUCUUCGUAAACAUCCUCGAAGAGGUAUUGACAAUAAUGCACAUAAGCACUCACAUAAUGUAUAA
Rotaria sp. Silwood2 is the source of this 342-nucleotide messenger RNA. NCBI's taxonomy places the organism in Eukaryota, Metazoa, Rotifera, Eurotatoria, Philodinida, Philodinidae. The record is from the annotation of a GenBank genome assembly.